AUGCCUGGUGUUACUUCAUUGUCUGAAGACAAACUAUUGAAGCGAUCGCGCUACGGGAUGAUACGAAAAGAUGGCAUUGCGAAUAUCAAAAAAUUUACACAAGCUCGUAUUCCUUUAUAUUUGCAAUUAACAUCCAUCAAAAGCAUUCGCGCUGAGACUUCCAACUCCGACACUUUCAUACGGAAUAACAAGUUGUCACUCAAUAACCUCCCGGUUGAGGUGUUAAUACGCAUAUUUGCUCUCCUCGUCGAGCCAGUUGAUGCUUUGCAAGUGUGGAGAAACUGUCCGGAUAAAAGCCAACUAUCAUGGGACGCAAACUAUAAUGACAUGUAUGCAUAUACAAUGGACCAAAUUUCAGAAGCGGAGAGAAGUAGAAAAGUGCUCCGAUUAACAUGUAAAAUGUGGAACACGAUCGUACUCGAAUCGGUAGUCGAAUGGAAUAUUGACAUAGGGCGUAUUAUGACGUUUAUACCACACAAGUUUGCCAAAUACCCUUUCGGCCUUCAACGACUUGCAAUUACAAAUAGCAAAGACAAUCAACUACACUCGUCGGACAUCUCAAAGUGGCUUCAGGGUAACUUGUCGAAUCUUGAAUCAUUCACAGUUCAAGGAUGCAGGAAUUUUAAUGGAGCGGGAACGUUAGACGACGAUGCCAUUAAAUAUUACUCAAUUUCAGUAUUGACAAAGCUUUUAUUCUCCUCUACUCGCAGAUUGAUGAAUUUACCCUAUAGCCUACGUGAACUACGUAUAAUUGAUUGCCCUAAAAUAUCAUCCCGCAAGUUGGUACAAGCGCUGCAACAUCUCAGCAAUAUCAACUACCUGGCGAUCGAUUUCUCACUAUUGUUUUCUGAUGGAUCUCUGUCGAAAUCAAUUCAGUCAUUCCUUCCUCGUCUCAAAACCAUUCAACUCAUUAUCGACAGUUCAUCUCUGUCAAACACCAAUCUUACCCGUGACUCACUUCCCAAUCACAUUUCGGAACUUAUAUUUACUCAAAAUCAUCCACGACAUCGGCACUACGUUCUCGACAGCCAAGAUUUUCUUCACAAAGAUGCAGAAUAUGAACUUUGGGAUAAAUCAUUACUUCUUAAUAAUUCAGACAUUUAUCCGUACAAUCUGCAUCAACUUGACGUAUCUAAGUGUACACUUCCAUAUGGAGUAUUUGCUCUCCCACGUGUUCUUACCCAUCUAAGUGUCGGAUAUCCUUCCCUUCCUGUCGAUUGGAUGCACGCAAAGCUACCUUCUACACUUGAAUAUCUAAAGAUUUUAGGCUAUGUAUAUCACGUACAAUACGAAGAAAAAGAUGAUGAUUCUUACGUUGCAUAUGGAAACAAAUGGAUACAAAUGCUACCCGACAAUGCACCUCAAUUGAAGACACUGAUAUUGAGAAUAUACACAUCAAUUUCAGCUGAUUUAUAUCAGACAAUUGGGGAGAGAUAUGCUAGUAGCCUUCAAUAUUUUGAUCUGUGCAUACUAAAGCCAAGAUAUGGAUCACAAGCAUGGAUGGUUGAAGACAAUGAUGAAGUAGCAAGGAGGAUUAAAAUGUUGAUGUCUUUGAAGAGUUUGCAGGAAUUUAGAAUGCACAGCUUAAUCAGUGAUGGAGAGUUAGAAAGUAUGCCAGAAUCGUUAAGAAGGCUAAAGAUGUAUAAGGAUUUUAAGAACGACGUGAGUGAAAAAGCAUUGGAGAUGUUAAUAGCAAAGGGUGUAUCGAUAGACGAAGUGGACGAGUUGUUUGGGUGUGCAGAAGCAGGAUCGAUUUGUUGCUGUGAAAAUGUCAUGACAAGAAUGAUAUGA
Molecule: messenger RNA, 1791 nt
Organism: Paraglomus occultum
Lineage: Eukaryota; Fungi; Glomeromycota; Glomeromycetes; Paraglomerales; Paraglomeraceae
Source: the annotation of a GenBank genome assembly